GACUAAACCAAGGUUUUCCAGGGCGACCCAGAUAGGGCUCUGUUUUUCUCCCAAAUUACCACCCGCUGCCAUUCGCCAUUCUUCCCUUUCUUCGUCUUCUGCUUACUGGGUAUUAAAUGUUCGACCCCUAAAACCGAAAGCCCUCUUUGCUUUUCCCUUCUCCUUCUCCCUCUCCAGUCUCCACCCCUUUUAAUAGAAAAAGACGGGAUUUUUCUCUCUUUUUCUGUCACUUUCCCGAGUAAAUUUCAGAUAGAGAGUGGGCUGCGGUGUGGGGUUUUCAUCCGUGGGGGGAUUCUUCUUUAAUUCGUUAGCCGGGGAAUGGCUGAGAAUGGGCCUCUGCCGGACCAUCUCCGGUGCAAGCGGACGGACGGGCGGCGGUGGCGGUGCGGUCGGAAGGUGCUGCCGGGGAAGAAGCUCUGCGAAAUUCACCACCUCCAAGGGAAGCAUCGCCAGCACAAGUGGAAAGUCCCCGAGUCGCUCAAGAUACAGAGAGAGUACAAGAACCGCAACAAAAUCAGCAAUGGCGCUCGAGUUAGGUUACAGAAGGAGGAGGCCGACGUCGUUUUGUCGAAAUUGGGGCAGAAGAGGAAGAAAUCGGAGGGGUUUGAAGAGGUAGUGAAGAUGAAGAAGAAGAAGAAGAUGAAGAAGAAGGUUAAGGCCAAGAAGAACACGCUGCAAUUUGAGCUGAUUCGAAUGGUGCUGAAGAGAGAAGUCGAGAAGCGGAAAGGGCAGAGUACCAGCAAUAAGAAACCCAACUCUAAGAGUAAGAGUGGUAGCAGUGACAAUAACGGUGGGGAAGAAGGGGAAGAAGACGAUGAAGAUGAAGAGCCAGAGUUGAUGAGAGAUUUGCCUAAUGGGUUCAUGGCUAUAUCUCCAGUUAAGCAUUUCAACAAUGUGGGUUCUUGUUCAGCUUCAGCAGCUUCCUGCGACGUUAAAAUUGGAUCGGAUUCGAGUUCUGGGAUACGGUUUCGGUCUAAGAACCUCGAGCCAUUGCCCAUUGGAGCUGCCCUGCAGGUUAAGGAUAUGGUGGAAUUGAGGAGAGGGAAGAAGAAGCAGAAGUGCCACUGGUGUAGGAAGAAUGGGCUGAGUAGUACUUUGAUUCAAUGUUCCAGUUGUAGUAAGGAGUUCUUCUGUACGGAUUGCAUCAAAGAUCGGUACUUUGAUGAGCAAGAAGAAGUUCAGAAUGCUUGUCCAGUUUGCCGUGGGACUUGUGGGUGUAAACCAUGCUUGGCUGGCCGAUUUAAGGACAGUGACUGUGAGGAGUAUUCUAAUGGUGGAAGACAGGUGAAUAAGGUUUUGCACUUCCAUUACAUGAUCUGUAUGCUUCUUCCAGUGCUGAAACAAAUGAAUCGAGAUCUUGUUUCUGAAAUCGACACGGAGGCGAAAAUGAAAGGUCUAAAACCUUCCGAGGUUCAAAUCGAGCUGGCUAAAGUAAGCAGCAACCAACGUUCGUGCAAUAAGUGCAAGGCUUCGAUUGUGGAUUUCCACAGAAGCUGCCAAAUUUGCUCCUACAACCUCUGCUUAAGAUGUUGUCGAGAUGUUUUCCAGGGGAUAGUAUGUGGGAAUGUCGAUGUGCUUGUAUCUAAAUGCCCCACAAGAAGGAAAACUUUCAUAUCUGGCAAACAACAAUGCGAGGUGAUAUCUGCUUUCACAUCAAAGAAGAGAUUACCUGGUAGAUGUCCCAGUAAUCGAAAAGCUUUCAAUGGUUGUGUUGGUAUACCUUGUCCGUCUUCUGAGUUUGGUGGUUGUGGCGAUAGCCUUCUAGAUUUGAGCUCUCUUUUCCCAUUGAGUUGGGCCAAGGAGCUGGAAACCAGUGCAGAAGAGCUUAUUGGCUGCUACGAGUUGCCCGAGACCUUAGAUAUCAAUUCCAGCUGUUCGUUAUGUACUGAGAGUGACCUGGAUACUGAUGAGAUAAGGCAGUCACAAGAAGCCUCUGCAAGAGAAGAUUCACAAGACAACCUGUUAUACUGUCCUACUGCAGCAGAGAUUCACGGUGAUAACCUUGAACACUUCCAGAAACACUGGGGCAAAGGUCAGCCUGUAAAAGUCCGCAAUGUGCUUCUGGGUACAUCUGAUCUUAGCUGGGAUCCAAUUGUCAUGUUCUGCACUUAUCUCAAGAACAAUGCUAACACACCCGGAAACACACAGGCUACUGAUUCUUUGGACCACUUUGAGGUGGAAAUCGGUGUGCGGCAGUUAUUCAUGGGAUCAAUAAGGGGACCGAAAAAAGCCAAUAUGUGGCACGAGGACCUAAAGUUGAAAGGAUGGCUUUCUUCUCAAGUAAUCCAAGAACAUCUUCCAGCUCAUUUCUCUGAAAUCCUUCAUGCUCUACCUCUCCCAGAAUAUAUGGACCCAGCUUCUGGCCUCUUGAACGUAGCAGCAGAGUUGCCCCAGGAGAUCUCAAAACCCGAUUUGGGUCCUUCCAUCUACAUUUCGUACAAUAGUGGGAAUGAUAUCGUAAGAGCUGAUUCAGUAUCGAAAUUGCGCUAUGAUACCUAUGAUGUGGUUAACGUUCUGGUGCAUGCAACCGAUGCACCCGUCUCAACAGAACAACUUAACUAUAUCCGCAAGCUGAUGAAGAAGAACAAGGAAGAGAACCGGGCAAAUGGAGGAAGCAUCGAAGAAUUGGGAUUGCAUGAUUUGGUAGAGGAAGAAGUUCAGUUGCACAAGAAAGUUGCUCGAGUCUCUUGGUUCUCUGCUGCUGCUGCUGCUGCACAACAUGAAGCCUGUGAUGAGAAACCUGAGGCAGCUUUCCACAAUAAUGGAGCGUGUUCAGACACCGAUUCCGACACCGAUACAGAUACUGAUACCGAUACUGAAGUCUCAAAGUUCUUCUUUGGUCCAGUCAAAGGGUCAAGGACUUCAGACCACCGACCAUCCAGAAUAAAGCACACGGAAACAACCUCGGAUGAAGAAUUUGUAUCCGAGAAACAUGAAGAGUCGUGUGGUGUCCUGUGGGAUGUCUUUCGUCGACAGGAUGUUCCUAAGCUUGUUGAGUAUCUACGACUACACUCGAAGGAAUUUGUUGAGACAUAUGGUUCCAGAAAGCCGGUUACUCAUCCGAUACAUGAUCAAAUCUUCUUUCUUGAUGCGGUGCAUAAACGAAGGCUCAAGGAAGAAUUUGAGAUCGAGCCAUGGUCAUUCGAGCAACACGUGGGAGAAGCUGUCAUUGUUCCAGCUGGAUGUCCUUACCAGAUUAGGAAUCUCAAGUCUUGUGUAAAUAUAGUGCUGGACUUUGUAUCUCCUGAAAGUGUGGUGCAGUCCAUGCAGUUGAUCGACGAGCUCCGUCUGCUUCCAGAUAAGCACAAGGCCAGAGCUGAUUCUCUUGAGGUGAAGCAAAUGGCCAUCCAUGGUGUCAGUAGAGCAAUUAAAGAGAUACGCGACCUUACUUCUUGAGAUACGCGACCUAACAUUGUGAGAUGCAACUUUCGGAAUGCAUCUUCAUCCAGUUCUUUGAGUUUUGCUACCACAGAUGAACUACUCCCAUCAAUGAAUAAGACUCAACGGGCUGUGCAAGCUCAAUUGUUGGAGAGGCGUGGAAGAAAUUGAUUGGCUUCUGCAGCAGAGUAUAGGCAUAUAUGUACAAUGGUUGUAAGAUUUCAUGGGGUUCAUAAUCUGCAAUUGGAGAGAAGAUGGAAGGGAGGUAAUUCUUGUAGACCAAAGAUAAAAGACUAGUUAGGAUAGGGUUUCUAUAUUUUUUUUUCUCGAGGUAACAGGCCUUUGGAUUUAGUGUAUAUGACUCCUGAAUUUCAUUUUCCCUGGCAAUCCAUUGGUUGUACAUAUUAUUGCUGGUAGUCUUUCUGAGUAGUAGUUCAUUGUUGAAUGUUAGAUUGGGAUUUAGAUUGUAAGUUGAACACAACAGCCUCUCUUCAAUC
Molecule: messenger RNA, 3875 nt
Organism: Linum tenue
Lineage: Eukaryota; Viridiplantae; Streptophyta; Magnoliopsida; Malpighiales; Linaceae
Source: the annotation of a GenBank genome assembly